Molecule: messenger RNA, 3856 nt
Organism: Perca fluviatilis (European perch)
Lineage: Eukaryota; Metazoa; Chordata; Actinopteri; Perciformes; Percidae
Gene: slc4a8
Product: solute carrier family 4 member 8
Exons: 25
Coding region: 260-3535 (1091 amino acids)
Biological process (GO): bicarbonate transport; transmembrane transport; monoatomic anion transport
Cellular component (GO): plasma membrane
Molecular function (GO): monoatomic anion transmembrane transporter activity; solute:inorganic anion antiporter activity; sodium:bicarbonate symporter activity
Source: RefSeq, a predicted model, not a curated record
GCGGCCGGGAAAUCAUCACAACACCGGAGGGGUGGGGGGGGGGACAAAAUUAUCUUUUUCACCUUUUUCCUCAUCUGGAAGAGAUGUCUACACUCACCAUGUCUGUGGAAUCAGAAGCAGCUGCUGUUACCAACUCGUGACUGCUUCUUUAGGCUACGUCCUAAGACAGCGCUGAGAGGCUGAUUAGCCCCCCCCAGGACUGGUGGAACUCACCUGAACACCCCGAAACACUGAGCAGGUUAACCCAAAGUCCACGAGCAUGCCCGGCGACGACCCCGAGAGCAUGCUGAGCUACCAGAGGCCAGAUGAGGAGGUGGUGGUAGACCAGGGAGGGACCAGCUCAGUACUGAACAUCCAUUAUGAAAAGGAGGAACUAGAAGGCCACAGGACUCUGUUUGUGGGGGUUCGGAUGCCCAGGCAGAGCCAUCGUCACCACAAGGCCCACGGCUCUCGGCACCGCAAGAGAGACAGAAGGGCAGGAAGCAUCGCAACGCAACAGAGCGAGGAUAGUGAGACGGCCACCUCCAGUCAUGACACGCCGUCCCAGCGGGUCCAGUUCAUUCUGGGCACAGAGGAGGAUGCUGAACAUGUGGCCCACGAGCUGUUCACUGAGCUGGAUGAGAUCUGUGUGAGGGAUGGCAAGGAUGCUGAGUGGAAGGAAACAGCCAGGUGGCUGAAGUUUGAGGAAGACGUGGAGGAUGGCGGGGAGAGGUGGAGCAAGCCCUAUGUCGCUACUCUCUCCCUCCACAGCCUGUUUGAGCUCCGCAGUUGCAUCAUCAAUGGCAGUGUGUUGCUUGACAUGCACGCUGACAGCAUCGAAGAGAUUGCAGACAUGGUGCUGGACCACCAGGAGGCGUCCAAUGAGCUGGACGACACUGUGAGAGUGAAGGUGCGCGAGGCUCUGCUGAAGAGACACCACCACCAGAACGAGAAGAAGAAGAACCUGAUGCCCAUGGUGCGCUCCAUCGCUGAGGGAACCCGCAAACAGUCAGAUCUCCAUCUGACAGCAGGGUCAGCCACAUCUCCCCAGCCUCCGCCAACUACAGAACCCGCUAAAAACGGUGGCGGACAGGACAGCACCCCAGUGGACCUUAGCAAGGUGGACAUGCACUUCAUGAAGAAGAUCCCAGAGGGUGCAGAGGCCUCCAAUGUACUGGUGGGAGAACUGGACUUCCUGGAGAGGCCCAUUGUGGCCUUUGUCCGCCUCUCCCCUGCUGUGCUGCUCACCGGACUCACUGAGGUCCCCAUACCUACCAGGUUCCUCUUCAUUCUGCUGGGCCCUGAUGGAAAGGCUCAGCAAUACCAUGAAAUUGGACGCUCCAUGGCGACCAUCAUGACAGAUGAAAUCUUCCAUGAUGUAGCCUACAAGGCAAAGGACAGAAGUGACCUGCUGGCUGGGAUAGAUGAAUUUCUGGACCAGGUGACGGUCUUGCCACCAGGAGAGUGGGACCCCUCCAUCCGCAUCGAGCCACCAAAGAGUGUCCCCUCUCAGGAGAAGAGAAAGAUGCCAGGAGUCCCUAAUGGCGGAACCUUCCAGGUAGAGGAAGAACUACAUGCUGAGCACCACGGGCCAGAGCUACAGAGAACUGGAAGGUUGUUUGGUGGUCUGAUACUGGACAUUAAGAGGAAAGCUCCGUUCUAUCUGAGUGACUUUAAGGACGGUCUGAGCCUCCAGUGUGUGGCCUCUUUCCUCUUCCUCUACUGUGCCUGCAUGUCUCCUGUCAUCACCUUUGGAGGACUGCUGGGGGAGGCGACAGAGGGAAGCAUCAGUGCCAUAGAGUCCUUACUCGGUGCGUCUAUGACUGGAGUAGCCUACUCUCUGUUUGCUGGUCAGCCUCUUACCAUUCUAGGCAGCACAGGUCCUGUGUUGGUUUUUGAGAAAAUCCUCUUCAAGUUCUGCAAGGACUACAACCUGUCCUAUCUGUCGCUGAGGACUUGCAUCGGCCUGUGGACGGCCCUGCUGUGUUUGGUGUUGGUUGCCACUGAUGCUAGCUCUCUGGUGUGCUACAUCACUCGGUUCACAGAGGAGGCCUUUGCCGCCCUCAUCUGCCUCAUCUUCAUCUAUGAGGCCUUGGAGAAGCUCUUCCACUUGGGAGAAGUCUACCCCUUCAAUGCACACAGCGAUCUGGAUAAACUCACACUGGCGUACUGUAGGUGUACAGAGCCAGAUAACCCCAGUAAUAAAACCUUAGAACUGUGGAGUGAGAGAAACAUUACAGCCUCUGUUGUACCAUGGACCAACCUUACUGUCAAGGAGUGUGUCAGUCUGCAGGGCCACUUUGUUGGGACAGCAUGUGGCCACCACGGCCCCUACACCCCAGAUGUUCUCUUCUGGUCUACCAUCUUGUUCUUCUCGACCUUUUUAAUGUCUGCCUUCCUUAAACAAUUCAAGACAAGUCGUUAUUUCCCCACCAAGGUGCGGUCCAUGAUCAGUGACUUUGCAGUGUUCCUUACUAUUGCUGUCAUGGUUCUGCUUGAUUAUGCGAUGGGAGUGCCCUCCCAGAAGUUAAAGGUGCCCAGCAAAUUCCAGCCUACCAGAGACGACAGAGGUUGGCUGAUCAAUCCAAUAGGACGCAACCCAUGGUGGACAGUCCUGGCUGCAACUAUUCCUGCUCUUCUCUGCACCAUCCUCAUCUUUAUGGACCAACAGAUAACUGCCGUCAUCAUCAACCGCAAAGAGCACAAACUACUGAAGGGCUGUGGGUACCACUUGGACCUGCUCAUGGUUGGGGUGAUGCUGGCGGUGUGCUCCAUCAUGGGCUUGCCCUGGUUCGUAGCAGCCACGGUGCUGUCCAUCUCUCACGUCAACAGCCUGAAGCUGGAGUCAGAGAGCUCGGCUCCAGGAGAACAGCCUCGCUUCCUGGGCAUCAGAGAACAGAGGUUAACUGGUCUGCUCAUCUUCCUGCUCAUGGGCUGCUCUGUAUUCAUGACUGGAGCCCUGCAGUUCAUUCCUAUGCCAGUGCUGUAUGGUGUUUUCCUUUACAUGGGAGUCUCCUCAUUAAAAGGCAUCCAGUUCUUUGACCGUGUAAAGUUGUUCUGUAUGCCGGCGAAGCACCAGCCAGACUUCAUCUACCUGCGCCACGUCCCCUUGAGGAAGGUGCACUUGUUCACUGUCACGCAGCUCACCUGUCUGGCGCUGCUCUGGGUCAUCAAGCACUCACCUGCUGCCAUCGUCUUUCCCAUGAUGGUGCUGGCUUUGGUUUUCAUUCGCAAACUGCUGGACUGGUGUUUCUCCAAGCGAGAGCUAAGUUACCUGGAUGAUUUGAUGCCUGAGUGGAAGAAAAAAAACCUUGAUGAUGCAUCUAAAACGAUAGAAGAGGAAUCACAGGUUAUGCUCAGCACAAAGAAGAAAGAUGCAACUGCUGUUCAGAUUCCCAUGGAGGCCAGCGAGCCUGUUCAGACCCCCAAAGCACACGACCCCAGGUGUGACCCCUCUGACAUUAAUAUAUCUGAUGAAAUGUCUAAAACCACCGUGUGGAAUUCCAUUAACUCCACUCAAAGGGACACUUGUCCUGUGGCUUCUAAGAAGGAUUGAAGGGAUCACAUUCAUAGACGAGUGAAAGGAUGUCCACAGUCCUGACAGGCUGUAGUUCUGGACCACAGGAUACUGCGAUUUGGCUGAUUUCAACCACUUCAGUGCUUAGAAAAACAAGUCUCGAUGAUUUCUACCAGCUACCUGCAACACAUAAUACCGUCCACAAAAAUAAAGAGAAGGUAGUACAGUACGCACAGAUAGACAUACACAUGCACUUCAAUCUUUGUGAGAACUAGAAAUAUCUUUAAAAUCUUAUUUACCUACAUUUAAAGGUGCCCUGCCACACGUAUUUCAUUACUUUGUCUGAAGUUCUACCAUGGA